GUUCUUCAAAAUGAUAUUGAUUUGCUGAAUCCUCCCGCUGAGAUUGAGAAGAGGAAGCACAAACUUAAGCGUCUUGUUCAGUCCCCAAACUCUUUCUUCAUGGAUGUUAAGUGUCAGGGUUGCUUUAACAUAACGACUGUGUUUAGCCACUCUCAGACUGUUGUUGUAUGUGGGAACUGCCAGACUGUCUUGUGCCAGCCAACUGGUGGACGGGCAAGACUAACUGAGGGAUGCUCUUUUAGGAAGAAGGGUGAUUGAAAGCUGUUAUCUUUUUUCUUGUUUGAGUGGAGAGUUUCAGAAAUGCCUUCUCUUGUUUUGGUUAUGAUAUCUUAAUUGUUAGAAUGGAUGACAUUAAGAACCACCGAAUUUUGCAAUUCUCUUAUCCUCCGGUUUUGUUCA
Molecule: messenger RNA, 399 nt
Organism: Vigna umbellata (rice bean)
Lineage: Eukaryota; Viridiplantae; Streptophyta; Magnoliopsida; Fabales; Fabaceae
Source: RefSeq, a predicted model, not a curated record